Uranotaenia lowii is the source of this 681-nucleotide messenger RNA. RefSeq lists its product as uncharacterized. The transcript has 2 exons. The coding region runs from base 1 to 681 and encodes 226 amino acids. NCBI's taxonomy places the organism in Eukaryota, Metazoa, Arthropoda, Insecta, Diptera, Culicidae. The record is from RefSeq and is a predicted model, not a curated record.
AUGCACCAACUUAGGCGCCCUCUUGAUGCACUAUUGAAGAAGGACGUCAAGUUUAUCUGGUCUCAAGAAUGCCAUCAAGCUUUCGAGAAAUUCAAGACGACGCUCCAAUCAGAUCUAUUGCUGACCCACUACGAUCCGAGCUUGGACAACAUCGUUGCUGCUGACGCGUUGAAAUCCGGAAUUAGUGCCGUCAUCAUGCAUCGAUUUCCGGAUGGUUCUCUCAAGGCAAUCGCUCAUGCUUCCCGAACGCUUACGUCAGCUGGAUCGGACGGAUCAAAAGCCCUUGCUCCGAAUUUUGGGUUGCAAAAAGGAUAUUCCACUACAUAUAGCGAAUCGUCUCCAACGUUGGGCGCGCUCCUGUGCUACGAUUUCGACAUCCAGUACGUAUCCACCAAUCAAUUCGGAUAUGCAGACAUUCUAUCCCGUUUGAUCAGUAGCCACACCAAGACGGAUGAAGAUUUCAUAAUCGCAUCCCUCCAACUCGAAGAAGACGUUGAGGUUCUUUUGGAUGAAGCCAUGGAAUCUUUACCUGUUUCCUUCAAAUUGAUCCAACGUGUGACAAGCAAAUGUCCUGUCCUCCAGCAAGUUACCGAGUUCACCCAAAAAGGAUGGCCUUCCGAUGUCAGCAGUAUCCAGCAUGAAACGGUCAAACAGUUUCAUUCCAAUCGUGAAGCUGUGUGA